AUGUUGCCUUAUUACCCAGAGCUAGAUGCCAUAUUACGCAUAGGUGCGGAUUCCGAUGACCUACCAAGUAUGGAGCUACUCCUCUCUGGGCAUGUUAGUUACAUAAAUAAGAGACCUACACUGGACAGAAUGUUCGCUUCGACGUCACAAAGAAAUGAUGAUAGUUUGCGGGCGUCUUACAAUAUCUCGUUACUUAUAGCAAAAUCCGGAAAACCGCAUACUAUCGGAAAGAAGUUAAUUUUGCCAGCCGUUAAAGAGGUUUUAAAAACGGUUUUACACAAACCAGCAUCUGAUAUCAUUAAAAGAAUUCUCUUAAGCAACAAUACUGUUGAAAGACGUAUUGAUGAAAUGCGUUCUGAUAUUGAAAGCUUCUUAUGUAAUUAUUUGCAAACGACCCAUUUCUCUAUACAACUGGACGAGUCAACUUUACCUGAUAGUGCAGCAUUAUUAUUGGCAUAUGUUCGUUUUAUUAUGAAUCAAGAAAUCUACGAAGAACUGCUCUUCGCAAGAACUUUGAUAACCGACACUAAAGGUGAACCAAUAUUUCAUGUUUUGAAGGAUUACUUCAAUGAAAAAGCAAUUCCUUUAUCAAAUAUAAUAUCAGUAGCUACAGAUGCAGCACCUGCCAUGGUGUGUACACGACUAGACUUCCGCCAUCUUCUCUCCUCCACACGAUCCGUGGAUGGGGAUGCCCAGUUGCUUUACAGGAGUUCUAGCCUAUUCGGCCACGAGAGUGAUAUAAACAUGCUCAAAUUUAUAAUAAAACAUAUAGAUCCGCUGCUAGCAAUAUUGUAUAGAUCCACAUACAUACAGGUAACAGGGCCCUACUCAAAACCAGGAAAUUAUAAUAGAAGAACCAAGAUUAGGGAGGAACGGGGAUACACGUUUCACGUCAAGGUGCCGGUCAUGACGACUUUAAAGACAGACAACACAGGCAACGGUUGGAUGGCGAUUCAUGAUGAACUAGUUCAUCCUAUCGCUUUUAGGAUAAACUGA
Messenger RNA from Acanthoscelides obtectus, 996 nucleotides. The record is from the annotation of a GenBank genome assembly. Lineage: Eukaryota; Metazoa; Arthropoda; Insecta; Coleoptera; Chrysomelidae.